AUGGACCCUAAGAUGGACAGCGGCGUGCUGCAGCCCGGCGAGACGCUCGAGCACGACUACGACCUCCAGAAAGAUCUCUUACCGGAAGAAGUUGUCGGUAUCAUGGACCAGUUGCUCUGCUAUGAAACGGCAUGGCAUGAAGGCUAUCCGCUCUCCCAGAACCUCUUCACCUCAGUCCAUCUCGACCGGCUGCUUUGGCCUGAGCCAAGGAUCCUCGAGGAAGCGAGUUUCGAUCGUGGCAAGCCUGCUUCUCCAAUGGCUAUGAUGAACCGGAUACUGCGCGCCUACUGUCUAGCCUUGAUCAAGUGUUGCGACCGCGUCAUUCAGACAGUCACUUCGAGAGACUACUACGAAGAGGAGGAUUUCUCUACCCAUACGUAUAACAGGUCACUCCUUACGCAAAUUGACGAAGCUGAAAUUCAGCAAGAACUGAGUCACUGCUGGGAAUGGCUCGUUGGUGAACUCGGGACGCAGUACAAUAUAAGUAACGAUCUCAGACGGGCUCUGGAAUCCCGUCUUGGUUUCCGCCAAACGCUCCUCAGCGCAAUGCAUCAAGACGCGACCGAACCCCUCAAUGCUCUGGAUCCGUUAUGGAGAGUGACUGCUACGUUCUUGGGCGACAUGAAGUCUAACCAUACCCUUGGCCAGCCAGUCCCAGAGGCAUUCAGCCCAAAGUUGCAGCGACGCCUCGCUAGCACCGUCCCGCCUAGGCCCGUCGUUGAGUACACCUUUGACGAAGCCAUUCAGAAGAUGACCUUGCUAUGUGAACAUAGUCUGGAAACUAUACAGGCAAUCGAUAUCCGCUCGAGUAGCGCUGCUGGUCUUCUGUCAUUUACUUGGGCUUUCGCUUCCCAUAAACCUCAACCGCUAGCGUAUCCACGCGCCCUUCUGGCGUCGUUCAUCUUCGGCGGUCCACCGGAAGCGUUCAGCUCCGUUCUCCAAAGGGACUUAGAGGAGCUUGUGUUUACAGAGGACACAGUCCUGGAUCCGCUCAACUGGACUAUCGAAAUGUCGAGAAGCUCUCUGAUCCCACAUGACCCGCGCGCGCUAAUCGCUAAGACCAUCGACGACUUUCUGGCAAGAAUAUCUCAGUGCUAUGCGUAUCUCUGGAGCACCCUGUGUCAGAAUCGAUGCAGAAUCCGCCGGAUGUUGUGCCACAGCCUUCGAGAAUUCGAUCACUUGAUGGCAGAUGCCGAAAUCUUCGAUAAUGAAUUGCAUGAUUUGAGCAAAGACACGCUCUCCAAUCCGCUAAUGACCUGGACCUACUACCACAAGCUCCGGCAAGUGGAAUGGGUAGUCCAGCUUGGAUUCGAACAGGAGAUAUACCAGCCCGACGAACUUGUCGGAAUGUACUGGUGGCUGUCACAAAUAGCUUCGAGCAGAUACACCGUGCUUGAACACAUCCUGCCCUUCACGAGACGCCGGCACGCGCGGUUCGCUAAGAAGAAACAACUGCGCGAAGCGUCGUCUGUUGGUCGCACGGUAGACUACGUUGACGCUAUGGUGAAGGAGGCUAAAGGCACGGCUUUGCUCGCAGGAUGUCUCAGUACGCUCUACGCGCUUCUCCAUUACCUGAAGCUGUUGCCCGUCCCGGAGCGCCCAUACAGCGCACCCGCUUUGCGUUACGAGCUCAGGAUGAAGCCCUUCCUCCUCACAGUUGAGCCCCCUACUCCGCCGCCGUUCGAGGAGUACCGACAGAAGACACACCCGCUUGGCGACUACGACCAGCCAUCUUCAGACAACUUGUCCAGAAGCCUAAAGGCCAUGGCCGCAGAUGCUGACGACGCGGUGAAGAUGGCAAAAGCCGAGUUCGCGGCAUUGAAGAAACUCGGCGCGAAGGCGGCCAGAUGUGAGGCGGUUGAGGACGCAUGGAAGAAGAAUAUCGCCAGUAUGCUCUCUUCCUGCGUCGCCGCUGGUAUCGCGACAUCUACGGUCAAGGCUGCUUGCUCCGCGCAUAGUGGAAUCAGCCGGCCGCCAUCGCUCAAGGUGGAGAUGCCGGAAGCUUGGAAGAGGUACCAUGACUGGUGGGUCGUGCCGAAAGUUAUCAAUUAG
This is a messenger RNA of Coniosporium apollinis CBS 100218, 2052 nucleotides long. RefSeq lists its product as uncharacterized. The coding region runs from base 1 to 2052 and encodes 683 amino acids. Gene Ontology annotation, cellular component: NatC complex. Lineage: Eukaryota; Fungi; Ascomycota; Dothideomycetes. The transcript is spliced from 7 exons. The record is from RefSeq and is a predicted model, not a curated record. Gene Ontology annotation, biological process: N-terminal peptidyl-methionine acetylation.